GUCGCGAAAUCACCCAACACGAGUCGUUACAAAGAAAACAAAAUAAAAUGUAGACAAAAAUAUUUUUUUCUCUUCGCGAUUCGUGAUAUAGUCGGGUAGCAUUAUUGUCGCAAAUUAAAGUUGGUAUUCGUGAUUUUAAUUCAAAAAAUACGUCGAGAUAAAACAGGGGUUUUUAAGUAUUAAGAAAAAAAGAGUAAAAAACACGGAAGUUCUAUGAUAUAACUGAUAUUUUUGCUAUAGCAAUUGAAACAUAUUUUUUUACCGCAUACAGAUCGCUUUUUGGCUUCGCUAACGUAUAUAGGAAUUGAUCGUUUUACGAAAAGUCUAUCGAUUUUUCUCGAUAUAUAACAUUAACAAUAAAAAAGCUAAUCUCAAAAUCGUUCGAUAAUAACUUUUUAUAACUUAUACAACUCAUAUACACCUAGGCUUAAGGAUUAAUGAUAUUUGAUCAGCUUUGAACUCAAAGAUAUAUUGGACUUAAAUUUUUGUCAUAUUCAUGAUUAAAAUAGACUUGUGCUUUGAAACGUGUGAUAAUUAGCUUAGAAGCUUCCGGGAUAUUUUGGAAAACUGUAGUAUUUGCUGAAAAGUCUGAUUUAAAAUACGUAGCUCAAAAGUCUUUAGAAAGGGUAGACUUGUUUUUUGUGGUAAUGAUAGUAGAAGAGAGCAGAUUGGAAAAUGUCUAAAACCAUUAACGCGUAUAGAAUUAAAAAGAUCGAGAGCUUAGGCAAAAUGACCGCUAUGACGCAAGAGGAGAUAGUAGCUGCCGUGAGGACGGUAGCUCAGGGUUUGGAAGCGCUACGUAGCGAACACGCUGGUCUACUUCACGGUAUCCCACCUGACGCCCCGGAAGGCCAAGAGAGACAGAGCCUGGUCCACCAGAGUCAGGAGAUGAUCGAGUUGGGACUGGGAGAGGCUCAAGUUAUCAUGCACCUGGCAUCCCACCUUCAAAUGGUCGAGGCAGAGAAACAAAAGUUACGCGCUCAAGUCCGCCGUCUCUGCCAAGAGAACGCAUGGCUUCGGGACGAAUUAGCCUCAACACAACAGAGACUACAAGCCAGUGAACAGGCUGUUGCGCAACUUGAAGAAGAGAAAAAUCACCUAGAGUUCAUGAGCUUAGUGCGCAAAUACGACCAAGAUCAAGAAGAAGGCCAAGGAGGCGAAGGCAGAAGUCAGGAGAAAUCAGAUCCUGUUGUUGACUUGUUUCCAGAUGAUCAAGAUGACGAUAGAAACAAUCUGUCACCUACGCCGCAAAACCAACUUAAUCUUUCACAACAGGUCAAUGCCGGUUAUGAAAUACCAGCCCGUUUAAGGACAUUGCACAAUUUGGUUAUUCAAUAUGCGUCUCAGAGCCGAUACGAAGUUGCCGUUCCUUUAUGCAAGCAGGCCUUGGAAGAUUUAGAAAAAACUAGCGGGCACGACCAUCCAGACGUUGCUACUAUGUUGAAUAUUCUAGCUUUGGUAUAUAGAGACCAGAAUAAAUACAAAGAGGCCGCCAAUUUACUUAACGACGCCCUUGCCAUCCGAGAAAAGACCUUAGGGGAAAACCACCCGGCCGUCGCGGCCACUCUGAAUAAUUUGGCGGUACUCUACGGCAAACGGGGCAAAUACAAGGACGCCGAGCCGUUGUGUAAGCGUGCCUUAGACAUUAGGGAAAAGGUACUCGGGAGGGAACAUCCGGACGUCGCUAAACAACUGAACAACUUGGCUUUGUUGUGUCAGAAUCAGGGAAAAUAUGACGAAGUGGAAAAGUACUAUCAGCGAGCCCUCGAAAUUUACGAGAAGCGUUUAGGAGGUGACGAUCCGAACGUAGGCAAAACGAUGAAUAACUUGGCCUCCUGCUACCUGAAACAGGGGAAAUACAAGCAAGCCGAAGUUCUCUACAAACAGAUCCUGAACAGGGCGCACGAGAGAGAGUUCGGCCUCAUUGACGGUGACAACAAACCUAUUUGGCAGGUGGCGGAAGAAAGGGAAGAGAACAAAGCUUGCAACAGGGAGAACGCCCCCUACGGCGAGUACGGCGGGUGGCAUAAGUCGGCCAAUGUCGAUUCCCCCACCGUGACCACCACUUUGAAGAAUCUCGGCGCCCUCUACAGGAGACAGGGCAAGUACGAAGCGGCGGAAACCUUAGAAGAUUGUAUCUUGCGAACCAAGAAAGAGCAAGCUCUCGACAUUGUAAAGCACUCUAAGGUGGGGAACUUGUUGGGCGAUGACAGGCGCAAAAGUGCCAAGACAUCACGCAGGGGCUCCAGAGAAUCACUGGAAAUGUCUUUCGAUGGCGAAGAGAUGAAAACAUCUAUGAAGCGAUUUCCAUAAAAUAGCGAUACUAGUGUUUUUAGCCAUAAUGCUUUAUAAAUUUGGCUCGGACCAAAUCCAUAACUUUUCGGCGGUGGCAAAAGAAACUCAAAUUAUGAAAUUCGUUACAAAAAGCAAAGAUUGUCAAAAAUCCGAACAAGAUCUUUAAUCAAAUAAGUUUAAACACAUCGGUGCUUUCUAGGAUCGCUAAUUGUUCAAUAAUAAUACGAGUGAGAAUUAAAUGUAUUAACGCCGUUUUUUAAAGGAAACUUAUAAAUUACUAUUCAAAGUAGUACCGCCGUUAUUUUUUAUUUAGUACUAUUUUUUAAUCAAAUCUGGAUCCUGAUUCUAAAUCUUUUUGACAGUUGAAAAAAAUUGCAACAAUUUCGUACGACAAUGUAAGAUCGUUAGGUUCGUUCCAACACAGCAGAAAACCGUUCUUGUGCAAUAGCUUCUACGUCCCACUUAAGCACACUGUGUCACUUUGGAUCUACAACCAAAAUGAAUCGUUCAGAUUGAAUUCAUCCAAAUUGAACAUCCUCGUUUACAUAUUUUCAUCCAGUUCGCAGCAGUUCACUGUUUCAUCUUCCGCAGGCUGCCACCUCUCCCAGUGUUUUCUAUAUCGAGUUUGGCCGCACGGGUCGGCGUCGGCUGUUUACAUUUUUCACUUGCCGUUCAAUCUGGAUGAAUCAACGGUUCGUUGAACGCUUCUUUCAACAAAAGUAGGAAGACCGUCAACUUGUUUUAUCGUUCAAUUUUAGUGUACACUUUGGAUGAAACAGUGAUGAAAGGCAAUUUAUACUUAUCACUUUGGAUGAUUCAUCCAAAGUAACAAAUGUAAAUGAGCCUUCAGAUUGAAUUCAUCCAAAUUGAACAUCCUUGUUUACAUAUUUUCAUCCAGUUCGCAGCAGUUCACUGUUUCAUCUACCGCAGGCUGCCACCUCUCCCAGUGUUUUCUAUAUCGAGGUUGGCCGCACGGGUCGGCGGCGGCUGUUUACAUUUUUCACUUGCCGUUCAAUCUGGAUGAAUCAACGGUUCGUUGAACGCUUCUUUCAACAAAAGUAGGAAGACUGUCAACUUGUUUCAUCGUUCAAUUUUAGUGUACACUUUGGAUGAAACAGUAAUGAAAGGCAAUUUAUACUUAUCACUUUGGAUGAUUCAUCCAAGUUGCACAUCCAAAGUGACAAAUGUAAAUGAGCCUUUUAGCUAUAGCCAAUUUUGCAAGAGCAGCUGUGGAUCCAUUGGUUAGGUCGUCGCUUCGGGAUCGAGAGGUCCCAAGUUCGUGUCCCACAAAU
Sitophilus oryzae (rice weevil) is the source of this 3587-nucleotide messenger RNA. It is a transcript of the gene Klc, whose product is annotated as kinesin light chain. Gene Ontology annotation, biological process: microtubule-based movement. The record is from RefSeq and is a predicted model, not a curated record. NCBI's taxonomy places the organism in Eukaryota, Metazoa, Arthropoda, Insecta, Coleoptera, Curculionidae. Gene Ontology annotation, molecular function: kinesin binding. Bases 676 to 2313 code for a protein of 545 amino acids. The transcript is spliced from 12 exons. Gene Ontology annotation, cellular component: membrane-bounded organelle; cytoplasm; kinesin complex.